AUGGGAUCCAACGUUGAGCUGGUAUGGCCAGAGUCAGAGGCAUAUUCCUCACGGGUGAACAACUGCUCACAUGCAAAUUCAUCCCUAGCUGUAAUUCGAGCGAAGUUGAGUGCCGAACAAUUAGAACAAUUCAAGACAUCAUGCUUUGGCCAUCUUCUGAAUAUAGAUAAGAUUCAGUUUAGCGGGCAGAUUGUGCAUGGGGUUGUGUUGCGUAGAGUAGCGGGGCAGGGUGUGAAAGACUUGGAUGGACUGAGUUUCUUAAUAGGGUGCGACGUUGCUCAGUUCACUCGUCAGGAUUUCUGUUUGAUCUCAGGGCUUCGUUUUGGGGAAGUGCCUGAAGUUUCCAGUGGAGAAAGUGAUGAAAUUAGACUUCAGAAAAGAUAUUUUAUAGACGAAGGAAUUACAUGUAAUGCUUUAGAAGAAGCAUUUGUGAGGUGCACAGAGGAAGAUGACGUCUACAAGCUAGCUCUUGUUUACUUUGCUGAGUUAGUGGUUUUGGGAAGGGACAAACAUUUGAACAUCAAUCUAAAUUACCUGACCCUUGUAGAGGACUUGGAUGCGUUCAACAGGUUUCCAUGGGGUUCGGUGUCGUUUGACAAAACCCAAGACAAUCUGUUUUCUGCACCAACAAAGUAUGUGAAAAGCUUUGAAAAUGAAGAGGGAAGAGGAAAGGGGAAAUGUAAGGUAACCGGAACAAGCCGGAGAAAUGAGAAGGGCAAGAAGGAUAACCAUGGUGAAGUGCAAAGGGGUGGCUGGAGUUUUAAAGGUUUCACGUAUGCUUUCCAGAUUUGGGUAUAUGAAUUAAUUCCUAGAAUGGUGGACCUGAAUUACUGCAAGGUUGUUGAUCCGACAGCUCUCCCGCGUAUUUUGCGAUGGAGAACUACUACGUCUGUUCCCGAGAUGAGAAAGUUGAACAAUUAUUUUUUCCAGAGCAAAGAGGUUUGGUUUGCAGCCCUUGGAACUAUUUAA
Molecule: messenger RNA, 969 nt
Organism: Prunus armeniaca (apricot)
Lineage: Eukaryota; Viridiplantae; Streptophyta; Magnoliopsida; Rosales; Rosaceae
Source: the annotation of a GenBank genome assembly